AAAACAAAAGAUAUUUCGCGUCGCGGACGGAAGAGUUUGGCACUUUGCUUUCUUCCUCCAUUCCAGUUCCAAACAUCAACCGCCGUUCGCGUGUUUCUCGGAUCGUUCGUUUUUCGGAUACGUUGUUUUAAGUGGAAUUCAGGCUCCCGGAAUCCGGAAAACCCGCUGUAGCACGAGGGAUGGAGGACGGUUCGGUGCAGCAAGCCGGCGCGCAGUUGAGCGGGGCCGACAUGGACGGGUUCGUGGUUCCGAGCGGAUACAGCUGGUACCGGCAGAACGCGUUCUUGUGUACGCCGGACAAUGGCCUGCUGUAUCACUCCCGGUACGAUGUCAACUACGUCAGCCCGCUCGAGGUGGACCAGAUGCCGCGGGUGCAGAUCAUGAACGUGCGGGCAGUGGUGAAGUCGCUGGCCUGCUCCCAGGACUGGACCGAGCGGCGCGAGUUUGCCACGCUCGACGAUCAGAACAACCUGCUGGUGUGGGACCUGGACGUGGGCCUUCCCGUCAAGGGCCACAAGGGCCACGUGUACAAGGCGCACGGAGGGGGGCCCCGCUACAGCGACGAGGUAAACUCGGCCAUUUGCUUCACCCGCACGCAGAAGGUCCUGUCGGCGGAGCACUCGCUACUGAUCGUGUACUGCCUGGCGACGGACACGUACAAGAUCUACGCGGAGCUGUUCCGGGAUACGGUGGUGCUGCUGUCGCCCUGUCCGGACGAUCGGAACGUGUUUGCGGCGGGGUUACGCCGCGGGCUGAUCGUGCUGUUUUCGCUCAAGGACAUGACCGUGCUGUACAAUAUGCGAGGCCACGACCGGGAGGUGGUGUCGAUCGAUUGGAUGCAGGUCCCGGUGCAGCCGGAGGACACGCGUGCCAACUGGCGGCGCGAGGAACGUCCCAAGAAGGAGGCUCGCAAGAAGAAGGUGGAGACGGGAGCGGCGGCGGCGGCGGUGGACAAUGCGGACAUAUUCGAUAUCUAUGAGUACAAUGAAAACCAGGAGGAGUUUGGGACGAUCGUUGACAAGCAAACGUCGAGCUUUGACAAGAAGGAUCGCUUCUUCGACAAGGUUCACACGACGGAAGGGUUCAACUUUCUUGAGGAGUGUCAGAAUUUGAAGAAGGACAUUAUCAAAGCGAAGGAGGAGCAGGAUUUGGAAGGGGAGGAUGAAGGUGCGGAUGCGGAAGAGGGUGAGAAACAGGCGGCGACGAACACCGACGACGAGAACGAGCUGGACGAGGCGGAAAAGCUGCGCGAUUACAUCAUUGUCGAUGGUGAUGGCGAAGAGGAGCAGGACGCGGAAGCGAAGAAGGAGGCCGUCAUGCGUACGAUCUUAGUGAGCGGAAGUCGCGAGAAUGUCAUAUAUUUCUGGGACUACAAGACCGGCCUUCAGAUCGACCGAAUCGUCCUGCAUAGCAGCGGCGCCAACAAGCGGAUGACGCCAGGAAUUUUCAUAACGCCGGUCUUCGCCAACCCGUGGAAGAUUGUGGCCAACACGAACGUGGGUCACGUGUUCGAGUGGACGGUUUCGUUUUCGUUCCGGGACACGCAGGUGCGCAUGAAGACGAAGCAGAACUCGGUGCGCUAUCCGGUCGAUAUGGCCGUCUGUCUGCAGCGGGCACGGGCGCCCAUCGCGGCCUUCGAUCCCAAGUGUGGCUACGUGUGGUGCCAGACGACGCUCCGCAAAAUCCUCGGAUUGUGCGUAACCGGUCAGCCAGCUAUCGUAGUGGAUUACACCUGUAUGACCACCGGGCACGAGUGCGUCGUGGAGAGUCCGCUCGAAUCGACAAUAUUGGCGGUGGGCUGCACGGACAAAAAGCUGGUCACGGUCAAUCUGGCCACGCUGGCGUUCAACGAUGUCAACUGCGUGCCGUACAUGAACAAGGUCGGCAGCUCGGUGACCGCCCUGGACUGGCAUCCGGAAAAGGAGAACCUGAUUGCGUUCGGCACGCUCGAGGGCCGUAUCGGGCUGCUGGACACGGGCAGCUCGAACAACGUUCCGAUCAUGCUGAAUCCGUUCCAGACGACCAAGGUGUACUCGCUCAAGUGGUGCCAAUUGUCGGACGGGGAAAACGAGAGCACCAUGAUACUGAUGGCGACUGGCCAGGCCAAGAGUGCCUUCUACAAGAUGACCGGGGCCGGAAAGUACGAUCCGAUCGAGGUUCGCCAGUUUGGGAUGGUGUCGUGCGUUUCGGCCUCCGAUCGAUAUCUCUUCGUGGGAACAAACGGUGGGGUCGUCUAUGUGGCCGACCUGUCCAAGGAUUUCACCAAGCUCUUCCAGCGGAAUAUUUCCAGUCGGUAUAUUUCGUCGUUGCAGUUCAAAGACGGCGUUCUUGCAGUUUCUUCUAACGAUAGUCACAUCCGGCUGAUCGACUUUAGCAACGGAAUCGACGACAAAGUCGAAGACAACGUCCGGCUGCUGGAGGGCCACUCGUCCGGCGUCUGCAAUGUCCGGUGGGGCCACGGCGACAGCAAGCUGCUGGUGUCCGCCAGUUUCGACAACACCGUGCGCGUCUGGGACACAACGGCGGCCAGCUGUCUGGCCGUGUACCACAGCGUCGAGUCGGUAUUUUGUGCCAUCUUUUCGCCGAUCCACGAGAACAUUGUGAUCUUCGUCGGCAAGGGCACGACCCUGGCGUUCGUGGACUACACCAAACAUCCGCCCCAGCCGGAUGGGGGGAAGAAGAACAAACUUGCCAUUAAGUGGGCCAUUGCCGAGGAACGCAACGACAAGAGAGCCAUCCGGGAAAAGAAACGCGCCGGCAAACCACUCAGCGACCUGGAGAAGUCCAUCGGUUCGAUGCGAAUUUCCGACAAGGCUGGCUCGGCGACUCCACCGCAAAGCAACGGCCAUGCUGAACCCCAACCAGAACUGGUGACGCCUUCCGACGUGUCAGCGCCCGUAGUGACCACCAAGCAGGUGGUCCAACUGGCCGAUCGAAUGGAGCAGGUCAAGUUCCAGGAGAUCGAACCCCGGGUGGAAACGCUCAAGGCGAACAUGACGUCGCUGUUCCACUUGUCGCAACGCGAAAUCAACCGACCCGCGGACGUUCUGGCGUGCAUUGGCAAGCUGGUGAACUACGAGGAACCAAACGAGGAUUAUCCCGAAGAGGAAGAAGAAGUUGAAGAAGCGGCGCCGAAACCCGCAGAGGAGAAGCAACCGCAGACGAACGAACGGCGAUACCACCUCGAGAAGCUGUUUACGGCCGAGAAAGACCUGCGCGAGUUGAUCGACGAGGAGACAAAGUAUCACCACGUGACGCACACGGCCUCCAUCGGGACGAUUCUGUUGCCCCAGGUGGGCUUCCGGCUAAAGGAGCAAAUCAUCGAGAGGAUCGCUUCAAAAACGCUGACCGAUCAGCUGUUGGCGCUGGCGCCAUCGAUUUCUUACGAAUUUUGGCGAAAGUGUAGCGAAGCGUACGCGUACCAGCUUCUGGAGAAGAAGUACCCGCUGGCUGCGAUACCGUACUUCUUGGCGAGUCACAAGAUCACCGAAGCCAUCGAGAACCUGUGCCAGCACAAGUACUACCGCGAGGCGUGGGUCAUCUGCAAGCUGCGCAAGGCCGCCGACGACCCGGUGCGCGAGAAGGUCUGCACCGAGUGGGCCCAGUACCUGGAAACGACCGGCAAUCUCGAGGGCGCUGCGUUGGUCUGGACGGCGGCAAAGCAGUACAAAAACGCCGUGGCCGUGCUGUCCAAGCGCAAGGACAUCACCGAGGACAUCAAGCGUGCGAUCGGGGUUUUGAACGACAAGAUGCAGCAGCUGGCGGUGGCUUAGUGAACUCGCUCGAAAGUAUUCCAUCUGUUUUUUAAUUGGUUAAACAAUGAGAAGCUGACGCCUGGCAGUGAUAUUAGAAGCUAUUGAGCUGACCUAUUCGAAUAAAAUACCUCUGUGAGAAAAGUUUCAAAGAAUUACUGUUUAAA
Molecule: messenger RNA, 3919 nt
Organism: Culex pipiens pallens (northern house mosquito)
Lineage: Eukaryota; Metazoa; Arthropoda; Insecta; Diptera; Culicidae
Product: protein rigor mortis
Exons: 9
Coding region: 180-3773 (1197 amino acids)
Molecular function (GO): protein binding
Source: RefSeq, a predicted model, not a curated record